GAGUUGCUCAGCCGGAAACAUCUAGGGCUACCAUAGCUAAACUAAAACCCCACUCUACCUCUUUCUCUCACACACACAACACACACUGAGUCUUACGCACAGUCGAGACGCUUUUUGCCUCUUUUUCCAUCACUUUUGCCAACUAGCAAACAUCCAAACCGCAGCACAGUAGUUGUAUCAGUUACAACCCCAAAAGCCAAUAGCCUACAACCAAGACCGCCACUUUUUCACCUCAUGAUCAGCCUUUAAUGAAAAAAUUCAACCUCGGAUUUUAAACAAUUGAAUAAAGCCCCCCAAUAAUCAACAAAUCAUCUGUAUUAUGCCAACUAUGGACCCGGCAAAUUCUAAUCCUUCUAGAGCUGAAGAACUCAAAGUCCUCGCCAAUGAAGCCUUCAACGCCCAUAAAUUUGCGCAAGCUAUUGAUUUGUAUACUCAAGCAAUAGACUUGAAUGGUGACAAUGCGGUUUACUGGGCUAACCGUGCAUUUGCCCACACCAAAUUGGAGGAGUAUGGGAGUGCAAUAAUUGAUGCUACUAAGGCUGUUGAAAUUGAUCCUAAGUACUCCAAGGGGUACUAUAGACGAGGUGCGGCUUAUUUGGCAAUGGCGAAGUUUAAAGAAGCACUCAAGGAUUUUCAGCAGGUCAAGAAGUUAUGCCCUAAUGACCCUGAUGCCUCAAAGAAAUUGAAAGAGUGCGAGAAAGCUGUGAUGAAACUCAAAUUUGAGGAAGCUAUCUCUGUACCCGAAUCUCAAAGACGUUCAGUAGCUGAUUCUGUUGAUUACACUACCAUUGGAACGGGCACAGAGUCAUCUUAUUUUCCCCCCAAAGUAACUGCUGUAGCAGCGGCAGUAGUUCUACCUGCUGUGCUGGCGGUAUAUGUGGGAACUAAAGCAGCCAUAGUGGUGGCAGCAGCAGUUAUGGCAACAGUAUUGGUGUUCUUGGGGGCUUGGUGGCUUCGCAGCAAUGACCAUGUCUUUUCCAAGAGUCAAAGUCUUGACUUAGCUGUGGAACCAGAAUAUGCUGGUGCAAGGAUUGAGGGAGAUGUUGUGACUUUGGAUUUUGUGAAAAAAAUGAUGGAUGACUUCAAGAAUCAAAAGAGCUUGCAUCGGCGGUAUGCACUGCAAAUUGUUUUACAAACAAGAGAAAUGCUGCGUUCACUGCCCACUCUUGUUGAUGUUAAUGUUCCUGAUGGGAAGCACUUCACUGUCUGUGGUGAUGUACAUGGUCAGUUUUAUGAUCUGUUAAACAUAUUUGAGCUCAAUGGGUUUCCAUCAGAAGAUAAUCCCUACCUUUUUAAUGGUGACUUCGUCGAUAGGGGGUCCUUUUCUGUGGAGGUCAUACUGACGCUCUUUGCUUUCAAGUGCAUGUGUCCGACAGCCAUGUAUCUCGCCCGAGGGAACCAUGAGAGCAAGAGCAUGAACAAAAUAUAUGGCUUUGAGGGUGAAGUCAGAUCAAAACUAAGUGAAAUAUUUGUGGAACUGUUCGCGGAAGUUUUCUGUUGUUUACCUCUUGCACAUGUUAUAAAUAAUAAAAUCUUUGUGGUACAUGGAGGGCUUUUCAGUGUUGAUGGGGUGAAGCUCUCCGAAAUCAGUGCAAUCGACCGGUUUCGAGAACCACCUGAGGAAGGGUUGAUGUGUGAAUUGCUUUGGAGUGAUCCACAGCCUCAACUUGGAAGGGGACCAAGUAAGCGUGGCGUUGGCCUUUCAUUUGGUGCAGAUGUAACUAAAAAGUUUUUGAAGGAAAACAAUUUAGAUUUAGUGGUGCGAUCUCAUGAAGUCAAGGAUGAAGGAUAUGAGAUUGAGCAUGACGGAAAACUCAUUACUGUCUUUUCUGCUCCCAACUACUGUGAUCAGAUGGGUAACAAGGGUGCCUUUAUUCGUUUUGAAGCUCCCAGUCUGAAGCCAAAUAUUGUUACAUUUUCAGCAGUGCCGCACCCCGACGUCAAGCCAAUGGCAUAUGCCAAUAACUUCUUUCGCAUGUUCUCUUGAUCAUUAAUCCUGACUAGGGAACUUAAAAUAUUACCAUCAGACAAUAUACACAUCUGGCUGCAGAAGGGCAAAGUUUUUGCAUAAUGGGGGAGAAGAAAGGUUCAUUAAUGUCAAAAGUAUUCUUCUUUCUGCAAUUUUGAAUUCAUUUUGCGUACAACUGCUUGUGACAGAAGCCUAAUAUUCCUGUUGAACCUUCAUUGCUGGGAUCUCAAAGUUCAGGUAUAGCUAGAACCAGGAAAACUUGUAUAAAGUCUUGCUCCUUCACGUGUAUUUAAAUCUUUUCCUGUGCAAGAUUCUUAUUUUUCUUGCUUGUCUUCGAGAUCUGCACUAUCAGUAAGUUAGCCUUUUUUAUUGGAUGUUUAAUUGUAAAAUAGUUACAGUAACGCCAUUUUUCUUCUUCCUUUCAAGUGCAUGUCCACCUGAAACA
Messenger RNA from Coffea eugenioides, 2414 nucleotides. Its product is annotated as serine/threonine-protein phosphatase 5. Gene Ontology annotation, molecular function: protein binding; protein serine/threonine phosphatase activity. Lineage: Eukaryota; Viridiplantae; Streptophyta; Magnoliopsida; Gentianales; Rubiaceae. Gene Ontology annotation, cellular component: cytosol; nucleus. The record is from RefSeq and is a predicted model, not a curated record. The transcript is spliced from 13 exons. Bases 320 to 1987 code for a protein of 555 amino acids.